AUGUUCCGGUUUAAAUGUCAAAUCCCGGGCUGUACCUCGACCUACCGUCGUAAAGAACAUCUCCGACGUCACGAAGCGCAACACCGUGGAAGUCAUCUUCGCACCUGUUCAACCUGUGGCCGUGUCUUUUCCCGCAGUCUUCGACGUCAUUUUCGCCGCGAUCAUGAAGACCCCGGGAGGUCUCUCGCUCGUGCCACACAGGCCUGCACAAGAUGUCGCACGGCCAAAGCACGGUGCCAGGGAGGCUCGCCAUGUACAAAGUGUUCCUCAAAGGGACACUUGUGUAUCUUUCAUGAACCGGUCCAUCUCGAGCCUGCUCAAGAGGAUCUAGAAGAAGAACGUUGGGAGCAUGGUAGUGGAGAUAAUGGCAUGAAUGCUUCAGAUCAGAUCAAACCCUCAAUCGGCAAUGUCGCCCAGGUGAACCAUUACGUACAUCUUUACUUCACACAUUUCCAUCAACACUGGCCAAUUCUGCAUCGACAUACCUUCAGCAUUGCUGACGAGCCUCAACUGCUGCUUCACGCAGUGAUAAUGAUCGGUCUCUGGGUCAGUGGGAGCCCGGCGGCGCAAGAAGGUGCUCGGAGUUUACAUUCCAAACUAAAAAUGGCGAUUUCCGCACAGCAGGACAAUUGGGCACGACCGCCAGUGGAAGGAGAACACGAUGAUGAAGGAUUAGACAGCCCGAUCUCACGAUGGCCGAUUGCAACCUACCAGGGUAUCCUUCUCUGUAUUAUCUUUUCACUACUAUCGACCCCGGUUAGUCUCGAACUUAACCUCGGCCUAGGUUUGAAUCUGUCCGACCGUCAAAUCCUCUCUGCUCUGGUCGCAACCUGUCUGCGCAACAACAUCUUCUACUAUCCGAACAUGCUUACGAGAUACCGAAAUGUUGAGUCCAUUACCUGCAUGUGGGUGGGCGUUGAAGAAAUCAAAAGGUUUGGCUUGGCCUUGUACAAAGUCUCUCGGCUUUGUACGAGGGGGGAUUGUUUAGGAGAGUCUGACGAGACUGAGAGUCAAGUUUUGCACCUCUCCGCUCUACAGUUCCCCAUGCCGGACGAGAGGAAUCUCUGGAAUGCUAGCUCGAACCCAGAGUUGGCUCGACGUCUUUUGAUCCAUUCUAGAAGAGAUAGAUCGGAUGACCCGAGCAGUACCGAUUGGAUUUCGAAAACGGGAAUGUUAUUGGAAAACGACGAGAAUUGGUGGAACUGA
This is a messenger RNA of Penicillium digitatum Pd1, 1206 nucleotides long. The record is from RefSeq and is a predicted model, not a curated record. NCBI's taxonomy places the organism in Eukaryota, Fungi, Ascomycota, Eurotiomycetes, Eurotiales, Aspergillaceae.